This is a messenger RNA of Hansenula ciferrii, 807 nucleotides long. It is a transcript of the gene DPC25, whose product is annotated as Dpc25p. The transcript has 2 exons. The record is from RefSeq and is a predicted model, not a curated record. NCBI's taxonomy places the organism in Eukaryota, Fungi, Ascomycota, Saccharomycetes, Phaffomycetales, Wickerhamomycetaceae. Gene Ontology annotation, cellular component: mitochondrion. Bases 1 to 807 code for a protein of 268 amino acids.
AUGAUACUGUACCGUGGAUUAUGCCUAAGGGGUUCAGGUGGUUUCAUACCUAGAAGAUUCAUAUCGAACCCAAAGAUGAAAUUAAAUACAAAUUCAUCUCAAGAAUCAAAUCAAACAUUAACAUUUGAAGGUAAUACAAAUCUUGUUGGCACACCUGAAGAAAGAAUGAAGAAUGUUUUCGGUGGUAGAAUUAAAGGUGAUGCACGUCAAUCAUCAUCAAGAAAAUUAGCAGGCCAACCAAGAAUGAUUGCAGGUGUUUUAGUACCAGAUAGACCAACAGAACCAGAUAAUUGUUGUAUGUCAGGGUGUGUGAAUUGUGUAUGGGAACAAUAUAAUGAUGAUUUAAAAGAUUGGAGAACAUUAAGAAAUGAAGCUGCUCAAAAUAUAAAUAAAACUGAUCAAAUAUGGCCAGAAGAUUUCCAUCCUCCUUUAGUUGCAUUAGAUAUGAAAAAUGUUCCUCAAGAUUUGAAAAAGACCAAAAUCAAAAUGAGUCAACCAAAGAAAAAACUUUCAAGUUCAGCAUAUUUUCCUACAAAAUCUACUGGAGUUAAACCAGGUGCUCAACAUGCUAGAAAAGUGGCAAAAGAGUUGGUAGAAGAUGAGUCUGAUAAAGAUGAUUGGGAGAACGUUCCUGUUAGUUUUAGAGUUUUUGCUGAAACUGAAAAAAAGAUGAAGGCCAAAAAGGCAGAGAGACUACGUAAAUUAGAGGAGGAAAAGAAAGCAAAAGAACUUAAUAAGGCACAAGAGACUCAAAGUAAUCAGAACAAUAAAACCAAUGGGCCAAAUGUAUCAGCUACACAAGAGUAG